CAUUCGACGCGCUUUGGACAAUCUUUAUGAAUGUGGCGGCGGACGAACACACCGGUGCAAAAUACUGCGUUAUUGAUGCGCUGGAUGAGUGCGAUCGGGAGUCUCAAGUCACCCUGCUGCAACAGCUUAGAGAAACGUUUCAGAGCCAGCAUGUGCCACCCAACGUCUUUGUACUGGUCACCAGUCGGCCGUAUCCUGAGAUACGCCAACAUAUGGGAGGGUUUAUCAACAAGAACUUAGCUUCCUACCCAGAGGCAAAGCAAGACAUUAAACAAUGCAUCGAGGAAAGAACGAGAGACCUGGCUACAACCAAAAACUACACCGACAAAGUCCGAACACAGGUCAGCAAUAUUUUGACAGAGAAAGCUGACGGUACUUUCCUUUGGGUUGGCUUAGCCUGUAAAGAGCUUAAGGAUGUCCCUUCAAAGGAUGCCGUCCGAAGGCUUCUUGACACAGCUCUAGAACAGAACACCGGAGCCGCCGGACUUCGGCGUAUCCUGAAUUGUGUUGCAGUUUGUGUACGGCCAUUGAGUGUACUAGAGCUCUCUGAAGCUUGCGAACUUCACUUGGACGAGGACGACGAGCAGACCCGGAUUCAGUUUACCCGAGAUCAAAUUGACUCCUGUCGGCUUAUAGUACCGGCCAUUUCAUCAACGAGCUUAGGGCACACGCUGGUCUUGCUUACCGCUGCGUGGAUCUGAUCAAGGAGUCAUAUGAUCAAAAGGUGCGAAUAGCCCCCUCUGUGGAUACGCAAUUGAACAAUGGCCAAAUCAUGGACGCAUGGCAAAGUCAGAAUUUGGUGUCAAAGAAUCACAGGCAGGGUUCUUCAAAGUUAGGUCCAACUAUCUUCGGAGUUGGCUCAAAGACUAUUCUGCACGCUUUCCCUUCGAAGGAAUUACAGCACGAACUUCGGUCCUACACGUGGCUGCGAAGUGGGGAUUCCAGCUCUAGCG
Colletotrichum godetiae is the source of this 953-nucleotide messenger RNA. RefSeq lists its product as uncharacterized. The coding region runs from base 27 to 701 and encodes 224 amino acids. Lineage: Eukaryota; Fungi; Ascomycota; Sordariomycetes; Glomerellales; Glomerellaceae. The transcript has 3 exons. The record is from RefSeq and is a predicted model, not a curated record.